Impatiens glandulifera is the source of this 756-nucleotide messenger RNA. RefSeq names its product TIR-only protein-like. Bases 1 to 756 code for a protein of 251 amino acids. NCBI's taxonomy places the organism in Eukaryota, Viridiplantae, Streptophyta, Magnoliopsida, Ericales, Balsaminaceae. Gene Ontology annotation, biological process: signal transduction. The transcript is spliced from 3 exons. The record is from RefSeq and is a predicted model, not a curated record.
AUGAAGCUCAGCCAGGCCACCGCCAUGCAAGUACGCACAUCACUAGCCGCUGUCACUAGCAACUGCAACUCCUCCAUCCAUAUUCAUCGCAAUUUUGGUGUCGUCGCGAAGCCUUCAGAUCGGGCGUACGACGUUUUCAUCAACCACCGUGGGGCGGAUACAAAAGGGAACAUUUCGGGUUUGUUGUAUGAGCGUCUUUCGAAGAUGAUAGGUCUCCACACGUUUUUGGACAAAAAAAGCCUGUAUCCCGGGGAUAAGUUGUUGUCGGAGAUAGACGCGGCGAUAAGAAACUGUAAAGUUGCGGUGGCGGUGUUUUCUCCAAAGUAUUGCAAAUCGUAUUAUUGUCUCUACGAAUUGGCUCUUAUAAUGGAGAGUAAAAAGAGGUUGGUUCCAAUAUUUUGGAACAUUCAACCUUCUAGACUUAAGGUAAAGAACAUCAAAAAGUAUGAUCCAAAUGAGCUUCACAGAUUCAGAUGGGCUCUUGAAGAAGCUAGAUCAACUGUUGGUCUAACAUUUGAUUCAGCUAAAGGGUACGGCGGCAGCAGGCGGCGGCAGCAGGCGGCGACUGUCUUCAAUCGACGGGGGCAGUCUUCAAUCACCGGCGUCGUCGAUCCAAGCGUGGGCAGCGAACAGCGUCUUCGAUCCGAGCGGAGGCAGCGACUUGGCGGCGGAAAGGGAUCUUCAACCUGCGGCGGCGUCAAUGGGAUGAGAGCUGCGCUGCUUCGUCUUCGAUUGAAGGCUGGAGGACGCGGCUGA